Messenger RNA from Paramuricea clavata, 5900 nucleotides. Lineage: Eukaryota; Metazoa; Cnidaria; Anthozoa; Malacalcyonacea; Plexauridae. The record is from the annotation of a GenBank genome assembly.
AUGCCCUUUUUUAAAGCCUGGAACGCGUCAAGAACAGCCAAGAAAGCUGUUAUGGCAAACAGUGUGGCGGAAUUGGUGAGGAAAGGUACGUAUACUAUAUAUACUAUAAGGCUAGUUUCCAUUCAGGAAAAUUAUCCGUGGAUUGGAAUGGACAAGAAAAUUUUUCUCUGUCUUGUGAGCUCUGGGUUGGAACUAAUGACUUUAACAGAAAGAAAAAUUUUCUUGUCCGUUCCAAUCCACGGAUAAUUUUCCUGAGUGGAAACUCAUAUAGCCUAUACUCUUUAGUCAGAACACUAAUCAUUAAAGUCUAAAGUAACUUGGUGACGAAUUUUGAUGGCCAAGAAAGUAUAUUUAUCGACAUAGUUCAAAAAGCCGUAUAGACAUCCAUCCAUGCUUCUGGAAUAUAAGCCCCCUCCCCCCAUAUUGGCAAUAUGCUUUAAGCGGCGGGUAAAAUGGCGAUUUUCGAUUUUGUCCGCGAUCUUACGACUGCAUACAAAUACACUCGAUGACAUGCGCCAGCGAGAGAAAAUCGCGGGACAAAUCGCCACGAAAAUCUUUAUAUAAGAGGCGGGAUGGAACGUUUGCCGGGACGAUUUUUCAUCUCUGACUCUAUAUGAGAUUGUUUUCAGCCGUGACGGUUACAACCGGGACGUUUCAGAAAGAAACUUGGAUGCUAAUAGUGAAAAUACAAAAGGUUUCCCAUUUCCGCUUGUUUACUGUAAUUACGGUGCCCGUGCCAUUUUUGCACCGCAUUAUAUUCUGCCUGUGAGUUUGCCCGUUUCUUUGUUAGUGUGUUCGCAUCAAUACGUUUCCUUAAUCGCCCAGUAAAAAUUCCUUACACGUGCUCGAAAUUUAUUCAUUUUGCGGGAAAAUUAAUUAAUCUUGUACUCUCAGGAUCGACAAGGAUAACAAUACCACUGUUCGAAUCAGCGUGGAAAGUUGUAUUUAUGGAUGGAAAAUUGAUUUCAAAAUUGAUUUGAUGAUUUCUAUUCUAGCUAGCGAUUUAUGGCCUUUGAACGACAAGCCGCUCAAAAUAAUCCUUCACGUUUUCCGAAUUUCUUUUCUCGACUCACGAUCGACUUUUUGCUUUUUAUGCGCCCAAUAUUCAAUAAGGACAAAAGUACCACCGUUCGAUUCAGCGUAAGAAAUGAUACUUACAGAUAGCAAAUGUAUUACUAUUAAACAACAGUAUUCUAGCGAUUUGAAUAUGGCCUUUGAAAGACAAGCGAAAUUGUAUUGUUCACAAAUCGCUCAAAAUUAUUAAACUAAUUAAAAAUGCAACACAUUUGACCUAAUGAUAACUUUCGUAUUGUUGGUUUUCUCUUUUUCGGCCGUAUACCAGUGGAUUUGUCUCACUUUUCUCUUUAUUUUGUUAGUAGUUUGAGCCAAAAAUAUUAUAUUUUGAAGGUAUUGAUGUGCAGAUUUAAUAAGCGGCGAAAUUAUAUUGUUGACAAAUCGCUCAAAAUUAUUAAACUAAUUAAAAAUGCAGUCCGUUUGACCAUGAUAACUUCGGAAUUGUUGGUUUUCUCGUUUUCGGCCGUAUGCCAGUAGAUUCGUAUCACUUUUCUCCUCAUUUUGAUAGUAUUUUGAGCCCAAAAUAUUUUAUUUUGAAGGUUUUAAAGUGCAGUUUUAAUCCUAUGUAGCGUAAAUAUAAACUUUACUUGCAGUUGACUAGUUGUAACACAAAUUUUGAAAUUUAUAGACUCUAGAUCGCCGGAAAUGGCAUUCUCAGAUUCUUCUGUACCUCUUUUGUUACGCCUAUACUAUUUAUAAGUUUAUUUUUACUGGUUUAAUGGACCAUUUGCAUUAUAGACUAAAUUUUGGGUUAGACAAAAAUUUCAUCACGGCUUGAAAGAGCAUCACAAAAUUAGUAACAUUCCAAAGUUUCGUUGCGAAAUGUUGUAAAAUGCGGAUAAUAUAGCCUUGCGAAAUUUGCAAUUUUCAGUCAUUUUGUUUUACAAACGGGAAAUUGAUGCCCCAACACCCGAUUGGGCUGUCAAUUUCCCGUGCGUAAUACAAAAUGACUGAAAAACGGCAAACUUCGCAAGGCUAUAUUAUCCGCAUUUUACAGCAAUUCGCAACUAAACUUUGGAAUAUAUUUACUAAUUUUGUGAUGCUCUUUCAAGCUGUGAUGAAAUUUUUGUUUAUAUUUAUUUAGGCUAUAAUGCAAAUGGUCCAUUGCCAUUGGUUUUGGAAAUCCUUGCAAUUUCCUGUAUUUUAUUUUUGGUAUUUCUACCAGUAAUGGACCUAUUCCUCAAUGAACAAAAUUUUGAUCUAGACAAGUCUAGACAAAAAUUUUAUCACAGCUUGAAAGAGCAUCACAAAAUUAGUACUAAUAUUCCGAAGUUUCGUUGCGAAAUGUAACCUGCGAGCAAAGUCCUCUCGUAUUUCUUCUCAGCACGGCACGGAGAAGCGAGAGAGACUCUGCAGAACUUGAGUAUAUUCUCUUAAAAUGUACGAGUUUUUGUACCAAUUUUCCUUGAGCAUAAUUCGAGCAUAAUAAGCUGUUUUUACGUAUACAUUGCUUUAACGAGCACUACCUUCGGGUAUGAUAGCCAUAUUCUCGAGCAUAAUUUACCCAAGCCUAUAGCCACCAGAGGUUCUCUUCGCCUCGCGUAAAAUAAAUACGAGCGGGAAUAAGGCGAAAGAUACGAGAACUUCUCACUUCUGGCAACCAGGGGCAAGCUGUUGCAACAAGGAAUUUCAACUAGGGUAUAAUAGGGUAUAGUAAAUAUUCCCUUAAGCUGCAUGGAAAAAUCCUUGCAAGUGAAAGCACUGAACUCUGAAGGCACUGCAUUUACUGUGUCUGGUUUGUUCUGUUUUUCUGACUGUAGCGACUACCGAUUUAUCGGCAAACACUGCGAUUAAAUUUCGUACCUUUUAGUUUUAUGCAAUGAAACUACCGAAAAAUUUAUUAUUUCCCUUUGCUACAAAUUAUCAUGUUUAAAAAUAGAGAAAACUGAAUUUUAUCGCGGUAUUUGCGGAUAAAAAAUAACAACAAACUACAGUCAGAAGCGGAAGUGGGACACUUUUUGUAUUUUCACUGUAAGGUCUGUUUACAGGUAAAACGUCGUGCUCCUCAAGCUGAAAUGCCUUAUUACUUAUUGUUUCUAACGCGUUCGGCACAUGAGAAGCACGACGUUUGAAACAGGCUUAAACAACACGGCACGAAAUUUGUAAAUGGACAAACAAACAAACAAGCAAGCAAGGAAGCAAGCAAGCAAGCAAGCAAGCAAGCAAGCAAGCAAGCAAGCAAGCAAACAAGCAAGCAAACAAGCAAGCAUUCAAGCAAACAAGACGCCUGCUUAGGCGUUCACUCCGCUUGCAGGCAACGAAAUAUACAAGAAAUAUACAAGGUCAAGGUUACAAAAUGAGGGAGAGGGUUAUUUCAUUAAGAGUAAAAGGCAAAUACUGAGGAGGUUUCGCUCUCCUGUAUUCUGUAAGAACUUACGAAAGUCCAAAGGCAAAGUUUUUGUUGACAGAGAACAACACAUGCACUUCCGGCUUUUGUAUUCACUAUUUACAUUUCGUCAGUAUUACUGGUAAAAAAAACUACGAAGGUCCUUUAAAACAGUAGCGAUUGAUACACCGGGUGGAAAGCGUAAUUUAACUUAAAAAAUAAAAAUUAAAACCCAGCAAGUCAAGUCAUUUGCAUGCUAGACUUUAAAUUUCAUUUUUAAAUUACGAAGGUCCUCGCUAAGUCGCAUAAGUUGAACAAUAAAUAUGCUUUUUUAUAAACAAAACUUCAAAGGUACAUGUUUUUAGGUGCGAAGUUUCAUCUUAUUGCUAUAUCUACAUUCUGUAAUCAUAUUGCACUUUGUCGCUAUAUUAAUUUGACCUUAAUGGCUUAAAAUAGUGGGCCGGAAUUGCAAAUGACUCCUUAAUAAUUUAUAUUGUGACAAAUUGUGAUCUUUGUCCAUCUUCAGUUACUAUCAAUGACAAUGUAUUGAACUAGGGUACCUGCAAGGUAGGGAUUGCUGCGGGCAUUAAGAGCAAAUAGAAUUAAAUAGAGUCGUAGAUAUGAAAUACGAUAGGAAAAACUUGUGGAAAGAAUGGCACCGGAAAAAUUGGCCGGCUAGAAAAAAUGGCACUGGAAAAAUGUCUGGGGCAGAAAAAAUGGCACCAAAAAGCCUUGUGUGAGAAAUAAAUACUCCUGAUUUCAACUUGUUUUUGAAAUAUGAUUUGGAAUGUCUAUUUGUAACUUCGUAAUAUUGCUUCCGAAGCUUGAGAUAAUGUAAUUGUCGCGAGUUUUCUUCGCGGGUUAGGGACCGGUCAUUAUUUAUGGUUGGGGGUGGCACCGAAGAGAAAUGUUUUUUGUGGCAAAAAUUUUGCUGACCCAACCAUUAAAAACCCAAAAAUUUGAUUACCCAACCUCAAAUAUCGAUUAAAAAAUAAAUACCCACCCCUGGCAAACGGAUACCAUUCAGUUGUCACACAUGUCCUUUACCACUUCUGUGACAUGAGUUUGAUAACUGCUUGUGCAAUUUUCUGCAGUCUAAAAUUUCAUGUUGUCUGCACAUGUACUUUCUUUGGAGACACCAUCUGUCUCUCAAUAUAUCGGAAUAUUAUCAAGAUAGUGACUCCGAUUGAUUCACAUAUUAUAUUGACAUCUGACUGUUGACAGUGCUUUUUGGUCUCCAAUAUUUCAGUGAGUCAUGCUUUGGAAGUGACAAUAAAUUUUUAUUACCCAACGCUUGAGUUGUUUUCUUUUUCAUUUACCCAACCUUUUACUCGCUCAAAAUUUUGUUUACCCAACCCUUUUCUCUUCGGUGCCACCCCCCGCCAUAAAUAAUGACCGGUCCCUUAUUAACAACGAAAGUAGCGGGUUUGUGAUUUUUAAGUCAUAAUAGGUUUGGUAAAGCCACUGUAUACACUAAAAAAUAAAGUUUAAUGCGGUCUUAUUUUGAAGAGAUCAGCCGAAUAGCCGAUGUUUCGUGCAAACAUCCUCCCCCCCCCCCCGGGAAAGAACGCUGAUCUUUUCAAAAAACUUAAUCAGUUGAAUGCCAAAUACAAUCCUCUUUUCAUUACCAUUACCACCAAUACCUAUACAAUCAAACCCUCAUGAUGGCAAGAAUCCUCCCAACUGUUUGUUUUACUGUAAUCCAUCUAGACCCCAGAAAGAUAUAGGAAAAUUAAAAAGUGGAGCCAGAAUCGAAUAUGACAUCAGUACAUGAAAUAUCGCAUGUGUAUCACAUCGUAUGUAUGGCCAUAGGUUAUAGAAUGCAUAGUUCCUAGUAGGUUAUACAGUAACCAAUAAACAACAGAUCAGAUGCUUGGCUUACUGGGCCAGUUUAACCACAUAAUAGUUCGCCAGACAAUCUUCUCUUACAUAACUAGAGCGACCAUUUUUAAAAUUUCGUGUAGGUCGAGAAAAACUAGGAUUGAAAAACCCUACGGAAAACAGAGUUUUUGACCCUGAUGAUGGGACUGAAAUAGACGAUGAUGAAUGUCUUCUUUCAUAUGCCAAGGGCAGCGUUUUCGUCAUUGGGAAAGACUGGAAAGUUCAAUCAUUAGAAGAGCAAGGUGAAAAAGCUGGCUCGUUGCAAAGUGUUGAUGAUUUGGAGUUAAUUGUGCAAUCUCGUACAGACAAAUGUCGUAAAAGAUUGGGGACGGAUGCGGAGAUCAGUGGAGACGAAAGUUGUGAAAGAUUGGGGACGGAUGCGGAGAUUAGUGGAGACGAAAGUCGUGAAAGAUUGGGGACGGAUGCGGAGAUUAGUGGAGACGAAAGUCGUGAAAGAUUGGGGACGGAUGCGGAGAUUAGUGGAGACGAAAGUCGUGAAAGAUGGGGGACGGAUGCGGAGAUUAGUGGAGACGAAAGUCGUGAAAGAUUGGGGACGGAUGCGGAGAUUAGUGGAGACGAAAGUCGUGAAAGAUUGGGGACGGAUGCGGAGAUAAUUUAG